AUGGCGGAUCACUCCGACACGACAGUGUCUGACAAGCGACAGCGACCUCCGGAUGCAGAGGACGCCGGGGACCACGCAAAAGAUCCCAUCACAAUAAUCUUUGACCGCUUCUGGGCCAAAUUACAGACACGCUUACAGCCCGCAGGGCCCUGCCAAACAUCACCCAUGAGGGUAAGAGCAAGUGGCGGACGGGAGCAUGGGAGUCCUCCUCAGGGCAACUUUCAGACCCUGGCAUCAAAACCCCACAUCUUAGGCCCUCCCGAGCUGAGAGCAAGAAGGGGAGUCCCCCAGAGGCGCUGGCCACACAAGCGGAGAGAGGCAAGACGAACACCCAAGCGACCCGAUCUAACUCCCCGCACCACCCCGAAAGGGCCGACCCUGGACCAUGAAGGUCCCCAGGCUCGUGGCCUACGAGCGCCAGCUCUCCCACAGCUCUGGGGCAGGAGAGAACUCCCGCAACCGAGACACCGCGGCUCUACACUAAUGGGACUGAACUCUAGCGUGAGGACCAAGCCUGGACGACAGCCGACAACAGGAGGUUGCCGAGCAUGCAGCGACAAGACUCUCAACCCGGUACUAGAUCAAGGGAAGAACUCCCUCCUCACCGCUGCUGCCUUGAGUGACUGCCUGGAUGUCCUCAUCCGCACCAGACAGGCGGAACUCUGCACGGCGAGGCAGCAAGGACAGCGACCGAUGAACCCCAGGGACGAUACGGACCUACCAAGCCGGGGCAUCGGCUGA
Molecule: messenger RNA, 741 nt
Organism: Pelobates cultripes (western spadefoot toad)
Lineage: Eukaryota; Metazoa; Chordata; Amphibia; Anura; Pelobatidae
Source: the annotation of a GenBank genome assembly